Molecule: messenger RNA, 2135 nt
Organism: Cynara cardunculus var. scolymus (artichoke)
Lineage: Eukaryota; Viridiplantae; Streptophyta; Magnoliopsida; Asterales; Asteraceae
Product: sorting nexin 2A-like
Exons: 5
Coding region: 185-1882 (565 amino acids)
Molecular function (GO): phosphatidylinositol binding
Source: RefSeq, a predicted model, not a curated record
CGGAAACAAGCAGCUCCGCCGCUGAUCUCCGCCACGAAAGUUGCCCGUCAAAACUAAAAUCCAAACGAUUACGUGUCAAUCACACAUCGUCAAUAUGAGAUAGUAUCGUUACGAUCAAUUAUCCUCAAUAUCGAUCUCGUGAUCUUGUAUUUUUCUCAGAUCAAUUGAAGAAUCAGAUAAAUCGAUGAUGGGAUACGAGAAUCAGGGCUUUGAAGACGCCCAAAUCUAUGCAUCUCGUGAAGAAAUGGAGUCUCUUGUUCUUGACGAUGACGAUAAUAACAAUAAUGGUAACGAAAACAAUCCGUCAUCCAGAUCCAACGGCGGUGCAAACGGAGAUAGUAUUCAACACCAACACCCUCUUUCUUCAGCCUUGCCGUUUGCGGAAAUACCUACCACUGAUGACGAUGAUCCUUUGUUAUCUUCGUCAUCUCCUCAGAAAAGCCCUAACUCGUUCAAUUCGUUCCUCGAACCCCCUUCUUACGCAGAGGCGGUAUUCAGAUCGUUCGACGGUGACCACGGCAAGCAAAUCAAUGGCCACGGUGCUGUGUCCACAUCUUCUCCGUCUUCCAGUUCCGAUUACUUGAAGAUUUCCGUGACGGAUCCGCAGAAGGAGCAAGAUCUAAACAACUCGCUUGUUCCCGGCGGGAACGCCUACAUGACGUACUUGGUUACCACAUGGACGAAUCUGCCGGAGUUUAAUGGAACAGAAUUUAGCGUCAGGCGACGGUUUAAAGACGUCGUGACGUUAUCGGACCGACUAUCGGAUUCAUACCGAGGAUUUUUUAUCCCGUUAAGGCCUGAUAAGAGUGUUGUUGAGAGUCAAGUUAUGCAAAAGCAAGAGUUUGUUGAGCAGAGGAGAAUGGCUUUGGAGAAGUACCUGAGAAAGCUAGCUGCGCAUCCGGUGAUUAGGAGAAGCGAGGAGUUGAGACUGUUUCUGCAGGUGCAUGGAAAGCUACCAUUGAUGAAGACGACGGACGUGGCUUCGAGGAUGCUUGACGGGGCGGCGAAGCUGCCGAAGCAGUUGUUUGGGGAGUCCGUUGUUUCUGCAGCUGUGGACCCCAAUGAUGUGUCACAGCCAGCGAAAGGAGGGAGGGAUUUGUUGAGGAUAUUUAAGGAAUUGAGGCAGUCGGUUACGAAUGAUUGGGGUGGAACGAAGCCCCCCGUGGUGGAAGAGGAUAAGGAGUUUUUAGAGAAGAGGAAGAAGUUGCAGGAUUUCGAGCAGGAGUUGAGUAACGUAUCCCAGCAGGCUGAAUCUCUUGUUAAAGCUCAGCAAGACAUCGGAGAGACCCUGGGGCAAUUGGGGUUGGCUUUUGUCAAAUUAACCAAAUUUGAGUCCGAGGAAGCCAUGUUCAACUCUCAAAAAGUGAGAGCCGCAGAUAUGAAAAAUGUGGCUACUUCUGCUGUUAAAGCCAGCAGAUUGUAUCGGGAGUUGAAUGCACAGACUGUCAGACAUUUGGAUAAGCUUCAUGAAUACCUUGGAGUGAUGUUAGCUGUCAAUAAUGCAUAUUCAGAUCGAUCAAAUGCUUUGUUGACAGUACAGACUCUUCUAUCAGAGCUGGCAACUCUAAAUGCUAGGAUUGAAAAGCUUGAAGCAGCUGCAUCCAAGAUAUUUGGUGGUGACCGAUCUAGAGUUCGAAAAAUCGAGGAGUUGAAAGAAACUAUGAGGGUUACCGAUGAAGCUAAAAGCUGCGCAGUUAGAGAAUAUGAGCGCAUAAAGGAGAAUAAUAAGAACGAGCUUGAAAGACUGGACAAAGAAAGGCAUGAUGAUUUCUUUGGCAUGUUGAAAGGAUUCGUCGCUAACCAGGCAGGAUAUGCAGAGAAGAUGGCAAGCGUGUGGGAAACUGUUGCGAAUGAAACAAGUGGAUAUGCGAAAAACUGUUAGGUGAAAUAGAGGUUCUGUGAACAAUGUUAUGGGUUAUUUCUCCUUAUAACAUCCUUUUGUACCUUUUUAUGUACACUCGUAGACGAUUAUCUUACAAACAAUUUUACAAAAAUGCCUCGCCUUUUUUUCACCACCCCAAUUUCUUGGUAAUUUUGACAUAUUCAAGACACAUAAUUGUGAUGUUCAUUUCAUUCUUUUUUGUAUUGGCCUAAUGAACUUGUAUUUUUUAUGAUGGGAGGAAUUAGUUUUUAUC